Molecule: messenger RNA, 1919 nt
Organism: Monopterus albus (swamp eel)
Lineage: Eukaryota; Metazoa; Chordata; Actinopteri; Synbranchiformes; Synbranchidae
Product: interleukin-1 receptor type 2
Exons: 10
Coding region: 46-1386 (446 amino acids)
Molecular function (GO): interleukin-1 receptor activity
Source: RefSeq, a predicted model, not a curated record
GGAAGCUUGAAAAGGUUUCCCCUGAGCCGACAGGACGCUGACCACAUGCUGCCACAGUCAUCUGCCUGUCCUCACUGUCACACUGUCCACCUGUACACCACCGCCAUCAUGGUCCUCUUGGCAGUAAUAUUUGCCUUGGUCUUAAUCAAAGAUGUUUAUGGAAGACCUCCAUUACCUCCACUGCCCAUGAAAGAUGGCUGCAACCUGGUAUCUCCAGAGAUGGAGGUAUUCAGGGUGGAGGGUGACGCUGUAGUCCUCUCCUUUCCAAUAUUCAAGAGAGUGCUUGAAGUACGCAACAUCGCCUCCCCAGCAGCAAACUACCUCAUCACCAAACAGUUUGGGACAGGGGGCGUGGUCUUUCAGGGUGAGGGGCGUGUCCAGCAACGUGACAAACAGCUGUGGUUCCUUCCAUCUCAGGCUUCAGACUCAGGGGAAUAUAUCUGCACUUACAGAAAUGAGUCCUACUGUAUCACUGGGAGUAUCACGCUCCGUGUGUAUGAGUCCAAUUAUGUGGACAUGGAGAAACUGUCCUAUCCCAUAUCAGCCACAGUGGGGGAGGACCUGACAAUCCCAUGUCCAUCUCUAGGUUACUUCAACAGGACAGACGGACUGACAGAAUGGUACAAGGACUCCAGUGCCACUGCCCUUCAGCUGGGCAGAGCAGGCUCCUUUCGCCAGGACACAGAUAAACUAAUGAUCCCUGCAGUGAGACAACGCCAUGCAGGCCUCUACACCUGUGAGGUCAAAGUGCUCAUCAACGAGCAGCAGUAUAAAGUCAGCAGAGUCAUCCUGCUCCAUGUGCAAGGUCUAGACCCUACAAUCAGUCCCACUGUGCCUGACCUUUCUAUGACCUCUGACCCAGGACUAAUCAGCAGCGACACAACUGUUCAUGCUGCAAUAAUUCAGCCACCUCUAAUUAUUUCACCACUGAAUGGAACCAUUUUUGAAAGUCCACAUGGUUCAAAACUGGAGCUGGUUUGCAGGGUGCUCACUGACUGUCAAAUGGCAGAUUCGACCGUGGUCACAUGGCUGAUUAAUGGCCAAUCAGUGGAAUCCUCAUACCUUGGUGGACGGGCUAUGCAAGGAGAACAGAGGGUGACCAAGGUGUCCGAACACUGCCAGACUGAGCUGAGGCUGUUUGUUGUAGCGAUAAGAGAGGAAGACACGAAGACAGAGCUGAAGUGUGUCGCUCAGAACCAAGGAGGAAGACAGGAAGUCGUUGCACAGCUUCAACUUGAGGACCCCACAUUCACAUGGCUGGUGGUAGCUGCAGUGGCUGUGUCCUGCUUCUUGACUGUGGUUUCUGUCUUCCUCUACAUGCUCUUCAAACCUAAAAGGAAAAAGAAAAUGGAUUACAUUCUGGCUCGGCAGAGCAGUACAUUCUAGCUUUGCAGGUGUGGACAUGUUGUUCAUAAAGAACUUCUUUAGUAUGUUCACUGUUGCAUCAGAUCAGUCCUCCAAGCAGUGUGUGGGGGUGAUGUUGUGCAGCAGCACCACUAUGUCAUGCUUGGUGUUCAGCUCUUCUUUUACAGGGAUUUAAUGUUUUUAAAUUAGUAGCUGCAUACAGCUACUGUGACCAGUGUUUUGUCCAAGGACACUUUGACACGUGGACUACAGGCUUUGACAUUUGAACCUCCAACCGCUCUACCCACUGAACCAGUCACCCUCAAUCCAAUACAUGAUCUCAGGGAAGAAUCAUGUCUAGUACUGUAGACACAUGUUCAGUCCUUGUGCAAAUCUCCAUGUAAAAUAAAACAAAGUGGUAAGAAAAUACAGUGUGGACGUUAUUGAUUGAUUGAAUUUAACAUUUAUAAUCCUACAUCACUGCAAAGUAGUUAAUGGUGUUCAAGGUGUAACUGGGCUGCUGACUAUUCUAAAAUCUAACUACUGAUCAUUUUAUGUUGUUACUGCAGGUGAGA